GCAACGUCAGAGCUCUGCAGCUUGAUGACACUUUUUUGACUCACCUGGAAGGCUCUGCUAUGACUGUAUACGUCAGCCCAAGUGGAGGCUCCUAUGUCUGUCCAUGAAAACUCAAGCGGCGGUGCUCUGAUGGAGUUCCUCCGAGCUCCCAGGGCAAAGUACACCAUCAUCGGAGAGGCCAUACGCUACGUUCUACCAGCAGAAAUGCAAUGUUCUAUUGGCUGUGGAGGUCGGCACUGCAAGUACGACAACCCGGACUACUGGCCUGAAGACCAGCAGGCUAUUCAAGGCCUCUACUCUUCAUGGGUGACGGAUCAUCUCCUUGCUAUGUCCAGACCUUCAACUGAGAUCAUUGAAAAAUACAACAUCAUCGAGCAAUUCAGAAGGCACGGCAUCAAAACGGUGAUCAACCUGCAGAUACCAGGUGAACAUGCCAGCUGUGGAAAUCCUCUGGAGCCAGAAAGCGGCUUCUCCUACAAGCCAGAGGCUUUCAUGAGAAACAACAUUUAUUUCUACAACUUUGGCUGGAGUGACUACGGAGUGGCCAACCUGACCACGGUGCUGGACAUGGUGAAGGUGAUGGCCUUCGCACUGCAGGAGGGAAAGGUUUCUGUGCACUGUCACGCUGGUCUUGGAAGAACAGGUAUGCUCUUGGCAUGUUUCCUGGCCUACACCACCAGGAUGACAGCCAACCAGGCUAUCUUGUACGUGAGGGCUAAACGGCCAGGUUCCAUUCAGACUCGGGGUCAGCUAAGCUGCGUACGAGAUUUUGUGCGGUUCCUCUGUCCUUUGAGAUGCGUGUUUUCCUGUGCUGCGCCUCGAUCAGAACCCAUCACCUUGACCCAGUACCUGAACCGCCAGAGACACAUGCUGCAUGGCCUUGAGCGUAAAGAACUGAGGCACCUACCAAAGAUUGUCCAACUGGUUUCCCGCCUGCUGUUGGAUAUUGCAGAGAAUCGCCAAGUGAUUGAGGAGGACAUUCUGGAGGCACCAGACAUCCAUGAUAUUGAGAUGACAAUGAGCAUCAUUGAAAAACUUGGACCAGAGUUUUGCACAAAGGAGCCUCGCCUGCCAGGUUCCCUGACCUUACCCAGACAUUUUAAUGAGCCAGCCAUCUUCUACCAUCGUAAAAGUCUGAGUUACAGUGAGUCCGAUCUAAGACGUCUGGGCUCGCAGCUCAACCUUCUCACGCAGCCUUUGGGCACGCUCUCACAGGAAAAUCUGUCCAGGUCCGUUUCCCCAGCAGAGUCCUUUAAGCCUGCAGCUCAUUGGAACAGUAACACACCAGACAUCUCCAACAGCUCCGCCGGAUCACUCUGGCAGGUCAAGAACGACAAAAGGGACGAGUCCAUUUUGUUGAAGAAAGUCAAGCAAAAACUGAUGCAACGCAGUGAGUCCUUCAGAAACAACGGUCCUCUCCAGAAAGGUAGCAGGCUGUCCAGGUUGAAGGCAGAGCAGAGGGAAGAGUUGGCGGAAAAUGAUACGGAGUCCUGUUGCAAAGAGGAGGAGCAGUCCGAGGUGCCUUUCAUCACCCUGCAGACCGAGUUGUCUCUGGACGCCCGGAGGUUGCUGGUGGCACAGGCCCUGGCAGUCGAUCUUUUCCUGGACGGAGAUGAUGAGCACAGAAACCAAGUCUUAGCCUGGCAGGCAGAGUUGAACCAAGGAGGUGCGUGGGAGAGGUUGUGUAUGGAGCGAGAUCCUUUCAUCCUCACAGGUCUGAUGUGGGCGUGGCUAGAGCAGCUUCAACAACCUAUCAUCUGCCUCCAGGACGCCGAGCGCCUCGACGCUGAAAACGCCGACGCUCAGACUGUUCUCGACACACUUGAGCAGGCCCCCAGAGAAACCCUCACGUGCAUCUUGGACUGCAUGGCUCAUCUGCUGAGCGUACCCGAGCAGGUGGACCUGGCCUUCUUGAAGCGUACGAUCAAAGCGUUCACCUGGAUGGACCACAACGAAGGAGACGUUUACGAGUCCAUGACCGCGGUCCUCAGGUGUGUCCUGGAGGACAUGAGAUCUGCUGCCAGCAAAGAAGAAGAGACACCCAAGUCCUUUUCCUAGUGUCAAUAUUAUUUAUCGACGUGCCUUUUCGUGAAAAUAUACAAAAAUGAUCACUUUUUAUGUUCUGCCUUAAUUCUGCAAGAUAAACAUUAAUACCAGUUCUCCUGGAAGGCUAGGAGCAGGGCAAAAGUGCCAAGGAGUGUGUCGACCUCGAAACCAAGUGUAGUCCGACCGAGUGUUGCUGAGCAAUAAGCACACAAAUGUAAGUACAAACCCCGUUUCCAUAUGAGUUGGGAAAUUGAGUUAGAUGUAAAUAUAAACGGAAUACAAUGAUUUGCAAAUCAUUUUCAACCCAUAUUCAAUUGAAUGCACUACAAAGACAACAUAUUUGAUGUUCAAACUCAUAAACUUUAUUUUUUUUGCAAAUAAUAAUUAACUUAGAAUUUCAUGGCUGCAACACGUGCCAAAGUAGUUGGGAAAGGGCAUGUUCACCACUGUGUUACAUGGCCUUUCCUUUUAACAACACUCAGUAAAUGUUUGGGAACUGAGGAGACACAUUUUUUAAGCUUCUCAGGUGGAAUUCUUUCCCAUUCUUGCUUGAUAUACAGCUUAAGUUGUUCAACAGUCCGGGGGUCUCCGUUGUGGUAUUUUAGGCUUCAUAAUGCGCCACACAUUUUCAAUGGGAGACAGGUCUGGACUACAGGCAGGCCAGUCUAGUACCCGCACUCUUUUACUAUGAAGCCACGUUGAUGUAACACGUGGCUUGGCAUUGUCUUGCUGAAAUAAGCAGGGGCGUCCAUGGUAACGUUGCUUGGAUGGCAACAUAUGUUGCUCCAAAAACUGUAUGUACCUUUCAGCAUUAAUGGCGCCUUCACAGAUGUGUAAGUUACCCAUGUCUUGGGCACUAAUACACCCCCAUACCAUCACAGAUGCUGGCUUUUCAACUUUGCGCCUAUAACAGUCCGGAUGGUUCUUUUCCUCUUUGGUCCGGAGGACACGACGUCCACAGUUUCCAAAAACAAUUUGAAAUGUGGCCUCGUCAGACCACAGAACACUUUUCCACUUUGUAUCAGUCCAUCUUAGAUGAGCUCAGGCCCAGCGAAGCCGACGGCGUUUCUGGGUGUUGUUGAUAAACGCUUUUCGCCUUGCAUAGGAGAGUUUUAACUUGCACUUACAGAUGGAGCGACCAACUGUAGUUACUGACAGUGGGUUUCUGAAGUGUUCCUGAGCCCAUGUGGUGAUAUCCUUUACACACAGAUGUCACUUGUUGAUGCAGUACAGCCUGAGGGAUCGAAGGUCACGGGCUUAGCUGCUUACGUGCAGUGAUUUCUCCAGAUUCUCUGAACCCUUUGAUGAUAUUACAGACCGUAGAUGGUGAAAUCCCUAAAUUCCUUGCAAUAGCUGGUUGAGAAAGGUUUUUCUUAAACUGUUCAACAAUUUGCUCACGCAUUUGUUGACAAAGUGGUGACCCUCGCCCCAUCCUUGUUUGUGAAUGACUGAGCAUUUCAUGGAAUCUACUUUUAUACCCAAUCAUGGCACCCACCUGUUCCCAAUAUGCCUGUUCACCUGUGGGAUGUUCCAAAUAAGUGUUUGAUGAGCAUUCCUCAACUUUAUCAGUAUUUAUUGCCACCUUUCCCAACUUCUUUGUCACGUGUUGCUG
Nerophis lumbriciformis (worm pipefish) is the source of this 3658-nucleotide messenger RNA. RefSeq names its product protein tyrosine phosphatase domain containing 1b (gene ptpdc1b). Gene Ontology annotation, biological process: protein dephosphorylation; cilium assembly. The record is from RefSeq and is a predicted model, not a curated record. Lineage: Eukaryota; Metazoa; Chordata; Actinopteri; Syngnathiformes; Syngnathidae. Gene Ontology annotation, molecular function: protein tyrosine phosphatase activity.